Messenger RNA from Exophiala mesophila, 3791 nucleotides. RefSeq lists its product as hypothetical. Bases 631 to 2940 code for a protein of 769 amino acids. The transcript has 2 exons. Gene Ontology annotation, biological process: protein deubiquitination. Gene Ontology annotation, cellular component: cytosol; nucleus. Lineage: Eukaryota; Fungi; Ascomycota; Eurotiomycetes; Chaetothyriales; Herpotrichiellaceae. The record is from RefSeq and is a predicted model, not a curated record.
CCGGCCUACACAUCCAUCUGAUCGUGAUCAAUGUCUACGGCAAUUGAUUGACCUGGCUUUCAAAAUGACCCUUCCAGCUUCAAAUUGACCUUGGUUCUAGAAUGCUGCCUCUCUUUGGCAUCGUUUCGCCAGCGAAAUCCUCCACAACAUCCUUUCCCACUCACUAAUUAACUGAAUACCUACCUGGAACCCGCAGAAUCUAUCUCUCCUCCCUCUGGCCUUCGUCGAAUCCGGUGCCACUAUGGGUGGCGAGCAACCAUCACCAGACGACAUCUUCCAAGUAAUCGCUAUCACAAACCUUGACGAGCCGCAGGCACGAAUUCUACUCAAAGUUCGUUGCCGCAACAUCCCUUACGAUUCGAUUCAUUGACUGAAGCAUGGCAAUCUAGAAGAAUAACAAUGAUGUCAACUCGGCCGUUAAUGCCUUCUUCGAAGAUCCGAGUGGGUCUGUCAUGGAACCUGUGAGUUUCCAAUUGAGGAAUCCAUUAAGAAGGAGGUCUAAAAAUUGGUAGCUCCCAGCAAAUGAGUGGCAGCAUCAAGAUAAUAUCCCUUGUGAGAGACUUCUGCACACCUCUGCACUUUGAUCCUGCAUGACUGACCGUUUUGUCUCAAGUCAACGAUGAUUCUAGUAUGGGAGGCGCCCCCCCGAUGUCUCGUCCGCCUUCAAGGGUGGACAACCACGGACACAGAAUUGACCUAUCGGCCAUGCAUGCGUCAGCCGUCACAAGUUCUGCACUGACCUUGAAAGAACAAGAAGAUCUCAACGACCCCGAGCUCCAACGUGCCAUGGCAGAGUCGAUGCGCUCCACUCUGCCUGCGCAGGAAAACGGUGUUACGGCCGCGCAUAGCAAAUUCGGCCCUGCUCGACGUGAAUUCUAUGAGCCGUCAAGUUGGGCCCUGACGACCAUCUCCACUGCUCGCGAAAUAGUCGACCACCCACCUCCAACGAAGAGGCGCAGGAUGGACGAUGAGCCAGCCUUUUUGCGCGGUAGCAAAGAGACAGAGUACCUGGCACCCCUGGUUACCAUAUACCAUUCUAUCCCGCUUGCUAGGGAAGCAUUGCUCAUGCGCCCCUUGAAGGUCCAUAACUAUGGGCAUGACGCCAGCUGGUGGUCAGGAACAUCCGACGAGAACACAAAGGCUUUGUCGACCGACAGUUCGCUCCAAAUCGAUCGCGACCAAUGUAACUUGCUAGCUGAAGUUCAAUGUUUGAUGGCGUUCCUCGACAAGACAGACCGUGCCUACGGCAGUGUAGACGCUCUGGCCGAUCUCCAGGCAGUCCGCGCUGCGAGAGGCGAUGGAGCUUUUAUACGAUGGCUGACGGCCUGGAGCGAUACCGCUGACGAUCAGGCUCCAUCAGACCAGCUGAACCAAGUCUUUACUUCCGUUGCGGCAAAGGGCCCAAGUUCCAGCGACGGUGUCGCUGAGGAGAAACCUCUUUUAUGUGUUGAGCCACCCGUCAAUCGAAUCCCCGGCGAAACUCUGGUUAAUCUGCUCGACAGCACGAUAUGGGACGAUGAAAGAGGUCUCAUUGAAGAUGUUUGGAUCGCUAAGGCUGCGGAAAUAUUCACUGUUCGCGUCUACGAUCCACAUGGUGGUCGGAACAAUGGACUUGACCUGACCCUAGAUCCAGUAUGGUUUCCGGAUCGAUAUAUGUUUGAGUGCCGUGGAGCAACACGCCAAAUUCGUAAGCAGUUGCAUAUGGUUCGCCGAGAGAUCGACCAUUGUACUCACCUCCAACAUCGUUGCGAAAUGGUCAAACUUUCUGACAACAGGGUCCUGAUGAUUCGCGACGUCCUCGAUGCCGCGGCUAAGGUAUCGAUGGAUGCAGUCGGAUCAUCAGCCUCUGCUUCAAACGGUGUUGGUGUCCAAGAUUCUCUAUCAAGUGAUACCGACGCCCGUGCAGAGGUCAGUGAGUUGGGCAAUCAACUACAGCAAGUUGUUCAACGCAUCGAACAAAAGUUGCAACUGCUCGAGAUGAGGAAAUCCGAGCUCCGCCAAAAAAUGAGGGAGAUUGCGUUGCAGUUGACAAAGCCAACGCCAGAAAGCCCGAAUAUGCCCCAGCACAAAUAUACCCUGCAAGGAGUUUCAACAAAACCCACCAUCACCUAUCUGCGCCGCCCAAACACCGAUCUUUUGAUGCUUGAUCAAGAUGAUGACAGCUCUGAGGAUCCUGAGUGGCAAUGGUGGAGGCUUGCCUGGAUUCAAGACGAACUUUACAAGCAGAUGGGUCCUGCAGGACCGGUUCAAGGUCCUAUUACGCAGUCCCAGGCAGAAGCGUCCAAAAGAACUUUGGGAUUUGGAGCCGGGUUGGACCUGAAUGUUGCUCCAGAGUUGACUGCCGCCGAGGUUGAAGGUCCAAAGCCAUACGAAGCUCGCAAGGUCACUGAAGCGGAAGUGCUCGAGGCCAUCAAGUCAGAGCACUCGUCUGUUGUUCUAGUGUAUGCCAACGAAUAUGCCAUGAGCUUUCCUCGCGGCGAGCUUAACAUGGCCCUGAAACAUUUCGUUAAUCGCGACAACCAGGCAUUCCAUGAAGAACUUGAAAGUGAAGAAGGGUUACGACCGGAUUCAAGCAACGAAAAUGGUACGAUUGACUUUGAAGAUGUUCCCUUAACCGAUCAAAAUGGAUCGAGUAGCUCUGCGCGGGAGCUCACGCCGAUGUCGACCUCGAGCCUAGGUCGAGAUGAGGAUGGGCAGGCAUCGCCGAAGAGAAUCAAGUGUGACAGCUAUGCCACCUUGUCUGAACUGCCGCCUUCAUACGAAGAGAUCUCGGAUCAACAGGAGAUGCAGGAAAAGAAAGGCAACAGGAUCGGUCUACAUGCUGAGCAAAUGAUGCAAAAGUAUGGAGAGAAGAUACCGGAAAAGGUUGAUCCGGACGAGCGUGGAAGCUCGAUGCAUAUUGAAAACGAUGGGAUGACCUCUGAAUCACCAUGGAUGUGAUUGGUGUUCUUCGUGACACGGGAAGCGACAUCUGGAUACCCAGGUUCUCCUGAACAGCAUUCGAGGGGCUUGUUGACAUCGUUUGGCGAUAAGGGCUGUACGAAGCAUGAAAGAGUAUGCUGAGGUCGCACCAUGUAGCCCAAUCCUCUUGAACUGCUGACUUGACCACGAGUCUCUUUGACCAGCGAGCUUGACAGCGAUCUGAUGCAUGGCCCUUGGACCUGUCGUGAUUGGGUAGUGUCAGUUGCCAUCAAUCGAUGAUUAUCAUCAAUGCAUGUUAUUAGACGUAGGCAGCAGUCAAGAGGAUAUGUAGCAGCGUAGUAGAUGUGAUGUGCUUUUCAGUGAACUUGCACGCAAGACUACGUGUAUAGUGGAUCCAGCCAGUUUAAGGUGUCAGGGCAGAUUGACGACGGGUCCAAAGAGGAACAUGGUUGCCAUGCGGCUCUCGGCCAACCUGCCCUAUCAAUUGCUGGGUAUAGGAUGACAUUUGACCAAGGUCGGGUCAAAAGUGAUGGACGAGUCAUGAUGAACUUGCUUGACCACGUCCAAACCUUGCAGGCCCCAAAGAGCUUGGUAUGGCGAUCCCACAUGGAUAUCAACUACCCGGCUGGCCAGAAGACAUCCCCCCCCCGCCUUUGAGGCGUUUAGAGUUGGAGAUCUGACAUUCUGGACUUGGACAACAUGGGCAAUGUGGAAAGAGAAAACAGGAGUGGGGAUGUAGUUGGUGCGGCCAGAAAAGGAAGCCAUCUGAUAGUACUUGUACAGUUUGUCCAGAGUUUGAGCCCUUCAAUGGACACAAUAGGAAAAGUCCCUCGACGUAAAAAGCAGACGUGGGUGUAGGUAGGUACUAG